Messenger RNA from Funneliformis caledonium, 783 nucleotides. The record is from the annotation of a GenBank genome assembly. NCBI's taxonomy places the organism in Eukaryota, Fungi, Glomeromycota, Glomeromycetes, Glomerales, Glomeraceae.
AUGAAUGAUCUCCAGUUUUCAAUUGCUGUUAAUCAGGUAUUUGUUUUAAUCGUUAUCAAUAAAUUUCAAACUAGCAACGAGUCUAAGUAUAAUCAAUACGUUUUUCAAUUGUUGCAGUAUAUAGAAAAAUUAUUAGAUUGUGUAGAAUCCACAACCGAAAAAGUGCAAACGAUUAGUAUUGCGUGCGAGGCACUCAACAAUGAUUCCAAAUAUGAAUAUUUGAACACAUUUAAAGCUCUAAGAAUCGAAGCGCAAAGCAUUACUGAUCCCAGAGAAGGAAAAUCUCGUGGAAAACUGACCGAAAGAUUAGAGCCAAAGAUAACGAAUUUCAAGCAUUGUCGCAAGACAUGUCAAGAAACAACUCGGAUCAAGAAUCCAGUUGAAAUGUAUCCUUGGAUGGCUCCGGAGAAAAUUUUUGGCAUGUUGCUUUGGGAGCUUGCUUUUCAAAAUAUUCCAUAUCAAAGAAUUCAUAAUCAAUCUAUUAAAGAUUAUGUCACAAACGGCAGCAGAGAAACUCUAGAUUAUGAUUUCGGGACAUCAGAUAUUCUCAACGGUUUUAUAAAAAUUAUUAAAAAAGCUUGGGAUGAAAAUCCUAUUAAUCGUCCAAACUUCCAAUGUAUUCUUGAAGACUUGGAAAACUUACGUGAAAAAUACAUUAAAGAAGGGUUUAUUCCAAAUAAUGAUGACUCCACAAGUCCUGAGAUGAUAUCUUCUAAAGAUUAUGGCAAUCAACUUAGAUCAGAUGAUUUUAAAAAUCCUGCAAUUCAUCAUAUUAUUCCUUAA